CCCAUUAACGCAUGCGCAGUAGCUCAGGCAGAGGACGCCUACACAAGGAGUGGAGGGAAAGUUCAAAUAGGGAGCUAAAAAUGAUUUCAGUCACUCUCGCAUUUUAACAUAACAGUCUAAGGUUGAAUUAUGUUAAUUCUGCUAAGAUAUGCCUUCGAAUCUGGUUGACAGAUGGGCCGAGGAGAAUAACAACGUCGCCAAAAAGUGGAAGGAUUAUGAAACUCGCCGGAAGUCUCUUCAGGACAUAAGGAAACACUGUUACACUGAGUGUCUGAAACUGCAGCAAAAAGUUCAAGGUGUUCCAGCCCAAAUAGGACACCUUAAGCUUGAGAUCACCGUUACAUACAACACUUUGCUAUUUUCACUGAGUUGUGGCACACCAAACGAGACAAAGGAUUGCAUCACCAAUAUCCUAAUAAGAGCAUUAGAGGCUGUGCGUAAACAGGUGCCCACUUAUGAUUUGGUUCCCUUAUGGGAAGUUGUGCUGAAGACUUUCGGUGGUACGGUACAUGAGGCGUGGAUCCACAAACUUCUGCUGAUUCAGUGGGCAGUCUGGCUCUCAGAAUGCUACUAUGAAGGAAUCCUGCAUUUGCUUCUGCAGGUUAAUCACAGAAAACCGAACACUCCAUCAGGGGAUCUGCUUGCAGAAACCCGAAACCUUAGCUUCUCUAUCGAAGAUGACACCUCUCUGCUCGAUGCUUUAGCAACCAAGGACCUCAAAGAGCUUUUGCAUGUGUGCACGUUUAUUUCUAAUGGAGUGGAGCAGAUGAUGAAGGAGAAAUGUACAGAAGCUCUCGUGACUUUGCAGGAAGCCAGCACUCAGCCCUCACCCAGAGCUCUCUUGGCUCAUGUUCACAUGCUCACAGGCUUUUGCUAUUCCAAGCUGGAACAGCCCCAGAGUGCCCUUCAGUGUUACAGAAAAGCCUUGGAAGUGGACUUUAAUUGCCACAGGGCCCUUUAUCAGAGCUCACUAGUAUACAGACAGCUGGGUAACACUAAUGCAGAAAUAGAGGCCUUGCAUCUCCUGCACUCUGCUAUAAUGUUGCGUGCUGAGAGUGAUCCAUCAAGUACAUCAGUGCCAUUGAUAUCUCCCGAUAUACUGCUUGGUAGUAAACAAAUCGACUUCAUCUGCCAAAUUCCAUCUCCUCUUCAUAUAUUACACACACUGGGGCAUAGAUGUGUGCUCAGUGAUAGGACUUCAGAAGGAGCUGAAUAUUAUCUCGACCUCUUGGCUUCUUUACAGUCAGACUCAAAACAGAUGCCUGUGGAUGACGGCUUCUCAUUUCCAAGAAUUCCAGUGAUCUACCUUGAAGCGGCCUUUGCCCUGUUAAAAGCCAAACGGGUUUGGGAUGCCCUUGCCGUUUGUGAUGAAGUCAUUGCUAAAACUGUUGACCUCAUCCCAGAGAGACUGUCGAUUACGCCAUCCACAGCAGUUUCCAGAGAACUCAUACCUCUGACGUUGGAAGUUGAUGCUCCAGAGGAGAAGCUGGAGUGUGUGCUCUGGUCUGGAGCUGCGUACUUCCUCCAAGGGCAGGCGCAUUUACAGCUGAAAGAUACAAAAGAGGCGUUGAGCAAUUUUACUAGAGCUAUCAAUCAGUUGGUGAAAGUGUGUAUUAAACACAAAGUGAAAGAUCCAGGAGCUGAGAGAGGAGCUGUUGCUCACACAGUGAUGUUCCUAGAAGCUCUGAAAGGAAAAGUCCUUGCAGUUAGAGCUGUGUGUUUUGUAGAGAGAGGCCAGUUGAAUGAGGCUUUAAGGGACUUUCAGCUCAGUCUUCAGGCCACGCCAGGAUGCAGGAACACUGAAAUGUGGCUGGUAGAGAUGAUGUGGAGGCUGGAACGCAAGCAGGAGGCAGCAGCAAUGUGGACACAAAUCCUUAAUUCCACGCAAACAUCAACACCAGUAGAUCUGCCCUUGUAUCUGCAAACAUGGCAUGAGGAUCCUACGUCCUUUGACCUGAGCAACCUGAAGAGGAAAAUGGAGGAAUUUAUACAGAAUAGUUUUGUAACAGCAUAGUCACAUUGCAUUAUUCUAAUCUAAACAUUUAAUUAAUGACCUUAUCAUUCAUCCUGAUCAUCCAUCACACACACAGCUGAGCCACCAAGCAGCAAUAUUUUUGGUAGCUGGCAGGAAACUGGUGAACAUAAAUGUAAUCUAUGUGUAUGUGGAUGUGAAACCACAAACUGACUCGUGCUCAGGAUCAGACCCUGGAUUCGGGCACUACAAGGCAUCAGCGCUAUGUGCUGCACUGCCUGCUGCCCUUCUUUUUCUUGAUAUGUAGAAUUAUAUAGAAUGUAUACCUAAGGAAUAAACAUUUUUCUGACAAGUUAA
Ictalurus punctatus (channel catfish) is the source of this 2329-nucleotide messenger RNA. It is a transcript of the gene fancg, whose product is annotated as FA complementation group G. Gene Ontology annotation, biological process: interstrand cross-link repair. The record is from RefSeq and is a predicted model, not a curated record. Gene Ontology annotation, molecular function: protein binding. Bases 149 to 2014 code for a protein of 621 amino acids. Gene Ontology annotation, cellular component: Fanconi anaemia nuclear complex. The transcript has 14 exons. NCBI's taxonomy places the organism in Eukaryota, Metazoa, Chordata, Actinopteri, Siluriformes, Ictaluridae.